This is a messenger RNA of Hyaloscypha bicolor E, 1176 nucleotides long. Its product is annotated as ZIP zinc/iron transport family. Bases 1 to 1176 code for a protein of 391 amino acids. Gene Ontology annotation, molecular function: low-affinity zinc ion transmembrane transporter activity. The transcript has 4 exons. The record is from RefSeq and is a predicted model, not a curated record. Gene Ontology annotation, biological process: zinc ion import across plasma membrane. Gene Ontology annotation, cellular component: plasma membrane. NCBI's taxonomy places the organism in Eukaryota, Fungi, Ascomycota, Leotiomycetes, Helotiales, Hyaloscyphaceae.
AUGUCUUCCGUCACGGUCGAGUGCGACAGCGGAAAUGGCUAUGAUGGCCGAUUAGGGCUCCGGAUCUCCUCGGUCUUUGUCAUUGGCUUCGGGUCUAUGUUAGGUGUUCUCCUCCCCAUUGCCGCUGCUCGAACGAAACGCAUGCGUGUUCCACCGCUAGCCUUCUUCAUUACGAAGUAUUUUGGGUCAGGUGUUAUCAUAGCAACAGCUUUCAUACAUCUGCUUGCGCCGGCUGUCGGGGCUCUUAGCUCGCCAUGUCUAACUGGACCUAUCACAGAUUACAGCUGGGCAGAAGGGAUUGCCCUUAUGACAGUCUUCACGAUGUUCUUUGUCGAGCUGAUGGCGGCUCGGUUUGAUAUAUUUGGGUCAAAGGCACACGAUAUCGAGGCCAGCGACCCUUCUUUGGGUGUGAUGCGGCAAAAUGAGAAAUCCCAUGAUGCACCACUUAUAAUACGAAAAGAUUCGGGAAAACAUAGCCAUGGGCAUGGUUAUGGUCCUCAGCCAAUAUCAUCAGCAGGCGACGUGACUGUUCGAGCUUCAGACUCGAAUUCUAGUUCUUUGGAAGGUCCAUCCAAAGACCCCUCCCACGGAGCAAUUCCUGGGAGAACAGACGACUUCACGUACCCACCAGGAGGCGAUGAUCACCUGGGCCAUCAGCGUGACCACAUGACAGACGAUGACCAUUUUGCGGCUCAGAUGACUGCCCUCUUCAUUCUCGAAUUCGGAGUCAUCUUUCAUUCCAUUUUCAUUGGUCUCACACUCGCCGUUGCUGGUCAUGAGUUCAAUAUACUUUACAUUGUGCUUGUCUUCCACCAGACAUUCGAGGGCCUUGGUCUGGGCUCUCGACUCGCCACCGCCGAAUGGCCAAAAAAGAAGGCUUGGAUGCCAUGGGUACUGGGUGCCGCAUAUGGAGUUUCCACACCUAUUGCCAUCGCCAUCGGGUUGGGCGUGCGCACGACUUUCACACCCGGCAGUCAAAGGACUCUGAUUGUGAAUGGCGUCUUCGAUUCGAUCAGCGCCGGUAUUCUGAUCUACACGGGACUCGUGGAACUCAUGGCUCACGAAUUCAUGUUCAACCCGGAGAUGCGCAAGAGCUCGAUCAAGAUGAUGCUAUUCGCUUAUCUCUGCAUGUGUCUUGGCGCAGGACUUAUGGCCUUGCUUGGCAAAUGGGCCUGA